UCCCUUUCCCCCUUCCUUGUUGUCACACAGUUCUCUCAAAUUCCUCUCUAUAAACUCAAAACUCUCUCAUAAUUCUUAUCAUCUCUUCUAUCUUUCUCCUCUACCUCUCUGGGUGCAUUCCUUCAUUCUUUUUAUCAAUCAUUCAUCAUCAUAUUCUAUAACUAAAUUCUUUCACCCCGAUAAAGACUGUUAAUCAAAUUUGUAUUUUUAAGUGUUGACUACUGUUUGAAUGCUCAUUUUUUGUUAAAAAGAAAAAGAAAAAAGAAAAACAAUUGAAAACAAUUCCCGGUUACAUGGCGGGAGGUGGAGGGACAGGUCGGUCGUUAGAGCAAACGCCGACAUGGGCAGUUGCAGUGGUGUGUUUUGCGUUGGUUUUGAUAUCUAUCAUAAUUGAACAUAUCAUCCACCUCAUUGGAAAGUGGUUUCAAAGAAAACAUAAAAAAGCUCUAUAUGAAGCAUUCGAGAAGAUCAAAUCUGAGCUAAUGUUGCUAGGGUUCUUAUCAUUGCUGCUGACAGUGGGACAAGGGCCCAUUUCAAAGAUUUGCAUACCCAAGAGUGUUGCUGCUACAUGGCAUCCAUGUAGUGGUGAAGAAGAAACUAGAUUGAACAACAACGGUGGCGACAAAACAACAUCUAGUAACGCCGACGACAAUGAAUCAGAAGACGUGGUGGCUACAUUGGGACGAAAACUUCUCUCUAAUAUUUCAAGAUUAUCAUCAAAUUCAACUCCUAGUCAUCGGCGUGUCUUAGCCGGAGGAAGCACCGAUGUAUGCGCAGCAAAGGGUAAGGUACCAUUUGUAUCAUCGGAUGGUAUUCAUCAGCUACACAUCUUCAUUUCCGUUUUAGCCAUUUCUCACGUUCUUUACUGUAUUCUCACCAUGGCUUUGGGAAGGCUCAAGAUGAGACGGUGGAAAUCAUGGGAAAAAGAGACAAGAACAAUUGAAUACGAAUUCACCCAAGAUCCUGAGAGGUUUAGGUUUGCGAGAGAUACAUCAUUCGGAAGAAGGCACUUGAAUUUCUGGAGUAAAUCACCUGUUCUCAUCUGGGUGGUUUGCUUUUUCAGACAAUUUGUUAGGUCAGUACCUAAAGUGGAUUAUUUGACCCUUCGACACGGUUUCAUUAUGGCUCAUUUGUCACCCCAAAGUUCAACCAAGUUUAAUUUUCAGAAGUACAUAAAUAGAUCACUUGAAGAAGAUUUCAAAGUAGUCGUCGGAAUCAGCCCACCAAUUUGGUUCUUUGCUGUUUUGUUUCUGCUAUUCAACACCCACGGAUGGUUUUCUUAUCUAUGGCUACCCUUUAUCCCAUUCAUUAUUAUUUUGCUAGUAGGAACAAAGUUACAAGUGAUUAUAACAAGAAUGGGGUUAAGGAUACAAGAGAAAAGUGACAUUGUGAGAGGAGUACCUGUUGUUCAACCAGCCGAUGACCUCUUCUGGUUUAGUCGCCCACGUCUCAUUCUCUACUUAAUCCAUUUCGUUCUAUUUCAGAAUGCCUUUCAGCUGGCGUUUUUCGUAUGGACUUGGUGGGAAUUUGGAUUGAAAUCUUGUUUCCAUGAACAUAUAGAGGAUGUUGUCAUCAGAAUCUCAAUGGGGGUGUUGAUACAAAUCUUGUGUAGUUACGUUACUCUACCACUCUAUGCAUUGGUUACUCAGAUGGGUUCAAGCAUGAAAUCUACUAUUUUCAAUGACAGUAUAGCAACAGCUCUAAGGAAAUGGCAUCAUACAGCUAAAAAACAAAUUAAACAAAACCAACGAUCACGAACAGUAACGCCAAUGUCGAGUAGGCCAGGAACGCCAACGCACGGAACGUCACCGAUUCAUCUCUUACGCUAUUACCGUCAAGAAGCUGAUAGUAGUCUCCAAACAUCUCCAAGGUUAUCAAAUAUUGACAACGAAAAUUGGGAUAGCGAAGGUUCACCGUCUCCAAUGCACCAACAUGAGUACCAGCUUGAUAGCCCUUCGUCUCACAAACAUCAUUUCCGAUCCAACCUUGUUGGUCCAACCGAAGAAGAAGUGAAAGAGUUUCAGGAUUUGACUUUGUCGGAUUUGUCUCCACCGUCUGCUCCUCCGGCUACUUCUAGAGGUCAACAUGAAAUCGAUGUGGAAAGUAGCCGGCCAAAACCAAUUAUGAUUGGUUCCAAAGAUUUCUCAUUUGACAAAAGAUGAUCAAAGAGUAGUUAUUUUUGCAGCUCUUCUGAAAGGUGCACCAAUCUCGGUUUUAAAAUUAUUGUUUGUAAAAUUAUUCAUGUACAGUAGGAAGUAUAUUACCAUUGAAUUGAUCAUGCACAUUUACUGAGUAUACAGAGUUAAAAAUCCGAUAUGUUCAUUUA
Papaver somniferum (opium poppy) is the source of this 2326-nucleotide messenger RNA. RefSeq names its product MLO-like protein 6. Gene Ontology annotation, cellular component: membrane. Lineage: Eukaryota; Viridiplantae; Streptophyta; Magnoliopsida; Ranunculales; Papaveraceae. The transcript has 12 exons. Bases 294 to 2162 code for a protein of 622 amino acids. The record is from RefSeq and is a predicted model, not a curated record. Gene Ontology annotation, biological process: defense response.